AUGACUGCCGUGCGUUCCCCAAACCAUCCUGCGACAUUCAAUGGCCAUUUUCAACCAAUCUCCGAGUCUGUUGCCGAAUCGGUCCGAGCAAAUCAGUACGGUUAUGUCAAGACUCCUAGCUUCAUCCAAUGCGCCGGCAGCAAUGGUGAUAAAAACGAGGACUUCGAGGUCGAGCUCGUGACGAAUACAGCAUUAACAAACACCCUCAAUACCGACUCCAUAUAUGCCAUUAGUGGAAAGAUCAUUGCAUUGAACAAUGGUUCCACGCCAAUGCUUUCAUAUUUCCAAGACACCGUUGUUCGUAUAGGAGCUUCCAGCCCUGACCAACCUGACUUUUCCAACAAGACAAUUGUCACCAGUCUCGGAAUGGUAACCUCCCGUUGCGAAGUGGCCAAUGGAGCUUCCGACUCCGGCAGCCAGUUGGAAGUCAUUGUUGCCCAUUGUGACUGGGAUGGCGAAGAACGAAUUCAUAGACGAUUCAACAUCAAGUACAUUGUGCCUGGCAGUAAAAACCUCGUCAAAACACACACCUUAUACCAAGCAGGACGCGAAGUUAACAUCAUCGGUAGAUUGGUCGACUUUGAUAUUGAAGAUCAUAUGGCAAUAGUUGUUGUGUCUUCUGUAUCCAUCACUUCUGGCCACCAAAUUGGGCGACCCAUUCCUGCCAUUCAUGGACAAGCUACGACCAGCUCAAUCACCGGAAGAAAGUUUACAAGUUUUUCGGCUAAGAUGAAAGGCUCACCUAACAAUUCGCCUCCGACUGAAAUAUCAAAAACAACCGUGCCAAACGCAAAGGCUUCAUCUCAACCUGACCAACCCAACCCACAAAGUACUCCCUCUCGCCCCGGCCUCCUCAACAAAGGAAAGGCAAGAGCUCUCGAUGCUCCUGUUAGUCAUGAUGAAGAGGCGACGGAAGAUGAAACCGAAUCAGACAGCGCACCCGAGCCCGAAACUACCCCGAACCCCAAAAUCAAGCGUGGCCGCCCUCGCAAGAGCAUCAUUCAAGAUGCUGCUAAACGUAUGAAAAAGUACUGA
Messenger RNA from Puccinia graminis f. sp. tritici CRL 75-36-700-3, 1035 nucleotides. RefSeq lists its product as uncharacterized. Bases 1 to 1035 code for a protein of 344 amino acids. The transcript is spliced from 5 exons. The record is from RefSeq and is a predicted model, not a curated record. NCBI's taxonomy places the organism in Eukaryota, Fungi, Basidiomycota, Pucciniomycetes, Pucciniales, Pucciniaceae.